ACAGAUGAAUAUAGUAUGUCGACCGUAGUAACCACAAUAAAAUGAUACAGAGCACCUGUAUCAAUAAUGACGUCAUGAAUUACCAAGACCAUGUUCUACAUACGUUACUUUCAACAGUAACUUCUAAGUCGCUUCAUCUACAAUAAUGUUUUACAUUAAUUUAUUUUUAUUUGCAACAAUAUUCUUAACAAAAUGUUAUGGGCAAAAUAUAUACGUGAGUGACGUUAACUUCAGAAUAGAACCAGGAGUAGAGACGUGUGUCUACGAAACAGGGAAAGCCGGACAGAUGUUGGAAGUGUACUACCAGGUACUGGAUGGCCAACAUGGAGAUUUGGACAUUAACUUCAAAGUUAUUGACCCCAAGAAUGCCACGCUACUGACGGAUCAUAAAAGUUCCGAAAACUCUAUUAUCAUGGACUUGGAAAUGGACGGAGAUUACGCAUUCUGUAUGGACAACACAUACAGUAUGAUGAAUUCUAAACUUGUGUUCUUGUAUGUGCUAGUAGAAGACAAAAAUGGAGUGACUCGAAGUGACGCAGAAGCAACGACGGGGAGUGACAGCGGAGAUGGACAGAAAGACGCUGAAGGCGACGAAGCCGAACCAAAAGAAAUAUUAGAAUGGGAGGGAACCGAUGAAAAUGGUGAAAGUUACUACUUGGAAGUUGGUAAAAUCGCAGAUUCUUUAUCGGCCACGUUAGCGCACGUGGUCAAGUCCCGACAUCUGCUUAGCAUAUAUGCUGCGACUAAGUCGCGCGACAGUUACUUGGCUUUCGAAGACACUUUCAUUGUCGACGUUUGGUCCGGCAUCCAAAUAAGUUUAAUGUUUGUUGUGGGGAUGUUACAAGUUUACAUGAUCAAGAAACUGUUCAAUCGAGAACAUCUUGGAUAUAAGGACAUUUAUUGAAUAAUACCUAAAAUCUAGAUGAAAAUUAUCAAGUGCUUUGCAACCAAUGAAAUGUUAUUUGAAAUGUUUUCAAAAUAAAAUACAUUAUACUAUGACAAAAUAAAGUUUUUGUAUCCCUAUACAACACUGACUGACAUGGAAUUGUUUACAUACAUAAAUUGUUUUUAAUUAAUUUCAUGCUAAUAGGUAUACCUAUAGUCAUGACAUGACCUCAUCACUACAAAUCAAACGAUAAUGUCAGUAAACUAGUGUUAAAUAAACACUAAUAGGUCUGUAUGU
Spodoptera frugiperda (fall armyworm) is the source of this 1183-nucleotide messenger RNA. Its product is annotated as transmembrane emp24 domain-containing protein 5. Bases 146 to 904 code for a protein of 252 amino acids. Gene Ontology annotation, cellular component: Golgi apparatus; endoplasmic reticulum-Golgi intermediate compartment; endoplasmic reticulum. Gene Ontology annotation, biological process: Golgi organization; intracellular protein transport; endoplasmic reticulum to Golgi vesicle-mediated transport. The record is from RefSeq and is a predicted model, not a curated record. The transcript has a single exon. Lineage: Eukaryota; Metazoa; Arthropoda; Insecta; Lepidoptera; Noctuidae.